This is a messenger RNA of Anopheles aquasalis, 1718 nucleotides long. RefSeq lists its product as uncharacterized. Gene Ontology annotation, cellular component: nucleus. Gene Ontology annotation, molecular function: protein binding. Lineage: Eukaryota; Metazoa; Arthropoda; Insecta; Diptera; Culicidae. The record is from RefSeq and is a predicted model, not a curated record.
GUUCGUGUUUUGGUCGGAAUCGCAUCGAAAAAUUUCCAUCAUUUAAGGAUUGCGUUGGUGCCUCGCAUUAACGAAAAUCUCCGCUUCCGCUGGUGCCACGCCGGCUAUAAAUAAAUUCUCGAAAACCGGUGCAGAUUUCGGGCCACAAAGAUGCCGAAUCCGACGGCAGCAUCAUGGGUAAAGUUCUUCACAAACGCCGACAUCCCAUCCCAGGCAGCUGCAACCUAUGCGCACGUAUUCGUCGAAAAUCGCAUCCAGAUGGACAUGUUGAUGGACCUGAAUAAGGAGUACCUUCGCGAGAUGGGCAUUACGACGAUGGGCGACAUCAUAGCUAUCCUGCGCCACGCCAAGAAAGUGUCCGAGCAGAGUGCACGCGAGAAAGUGCUAUCGCUGCCAGAAACGGAGGUUUCCGUUCCCGUAGCAACCGUGUCCGGUACGCCCAACACGGUCACCGUUAGCAACGGCAAAAAGCUCGAGAAGGCAUCUUCCACUCGUAUUGUGUCUUCGGUUGGAUCAUCGUUGAGCGAAGGCAAAUCGAGGCGAGUGUUGCCAGAGCAUGAGGGCAAGUACAAAAUCACACUCCCAGCGGGAAGCACCGCGCGCAGCAAAGAAAUCCUCGACAGGAAGCUCAGUAUUGGCAAGCACAAAGCAACCGACGGCGAUACGACCGAGAGAGAGUCCAGCUCAAGCUCAGGCCGCAUUGUGGCGGGGACAAAGCGGGGCAGCAUAUUUGACCGCCUAAAUACGGAUGAUGAUGACGAACUACCCGCGAGUACGGCCGUUGGGUAUGCAAAGACACAGAAAAUCGACACAAACAGUCCACCACCACAGCAGGCUAGUUCUAGUUCCUCCAUAUUUGCGCGCCUCGGUGGACGCGAUCGUGGAGAACAGCGAACAGCAGUUAGCGGCCACAGUGAGGCACCAUCGUCUAGUAUUUUGAAAAAAUCACCCAUCUCUCACCGUACAUCACUGACCACUUCUGACCAGCGCAAGGUCACACCGAUGGAGCAGAAAGUGAUUUUGGUUAAAAAGAUACCGGCCAAAGCGACCAAACUGUCGUCGGAUGAGGACGAGGAACCGGAAGACUAUCGGCGAUCGGCGGAGUCGUAUGGAGCCGGUGCGGACCCGGCGACGGGCCUGAAAUCAGUAUCCUUUUCGGCAGAGGACGAAGUGCUGGAAAUAGCGCCUCGGAAGACGUACAAAUCCGGCGCCACUUCCGGUGGCCGUUUGCAUUUUAACGAUCGAGAUGUGCCAGUGAAACAGCGCCUGGGUGGGGCGGGCGCUAUCCUCAAUCGAGGAAAGCUCGUGACCGGUUCCACGGCGAGCCAUCGUGGACCCCGGUUGGUGGACCACCACGGUGGCCCGAAAGCUCUGCACGGCACCAAGAAGGUCACGCCGAUGAAACACUCCGUUGGUGGUGGAAAACGGCUGUCCCCGGUUUCGCGUGCCACCAUGAAACUGGAUACCGUGGUUCACGGGCGCAAACAACCGGUGCACACGCGCUUAAGCUUGGGUUCCGCACGCGCCGGUUCCGAUGCCCAGCAACUAGUGAAACGGGUCGAACGGUUUAGCCUCGAUUCGAAGCUAUCGAAAGUCGACAAAGGCAACAAUGGGAGUGUUUUUAAUAGACUUGGCUACAAUCGUAAGUAAACGGGCGGGUGCAUUCGAAGCCCCAUAACGAUUUCUCUCUCACAAUAAACUUCGUCGAAUACAACAAC